Cyanidioschyzon merolae strain 10D is the source of this 1512-nucleotide messenger RNA. RefSeq lists its product as hypothetical. The transcript has a single exon. Bases 1 to 1512 code for a protein of 503 amino acids. Lineage: Eukaryota; Rhodophyta; Bangiophyceae; Cyanidiales; Cyanidiaceae. The record is from RefSeq and is a predicted model, not a curated record.
AUGCUACGAACGCGCGGUUUUCAGUACAACCCAUUGUUGAGGACAGGUAUUAUUUUAUUGCUGAUGAUAUGGGCCCAGCUCUGCUCAGCUUUUCAGGAAGCAGACAAAACAAGUCUUGGAGCGAGACCUACGCAGGGGCUGGCGACGAAGAUAUCUUGCAGCCCAGCGAGCUACGUUCCCACAUGCAAAAUUGAGAGAUAUUGCGUCAGGCAUGAUACUUCAAAUGGGUGUGCAACAAAGGAACAAGCAUGUUCACGAAAUGAGCCACAUCGUAACAGACUGCAACAGGUGGAAGAUAGAGUCCAACAUUCAAGGGGCUUCACAAACAGCAUGUGGUAUAAUCUUUUGCGACAAAGACAGGAAAAGGUCAGUGUUGUGGACACGCGAGUUGAUUGCAACUCUGAGUGCGAACAGAAAGACGCCCGAGUCUGCUUGGCAUAUGAGUAUCGCAAAGUGUGUCUCAUUUGCUCCUGCAUACGCUCCUAUUCGGAAAUGAAGGACGCUGCUCAAAGGUACCCGGAGUAUAUUGGGAAGCAAGAUCAAGGCCUCGGGAUGCAAAGCACACUAAAUGCGGGUACGAAGUACGAAAUUUUUGAGAAUCGUUUCCAGCAUCGCUACAGAUGCCUCUGGGUGCCUACAAACCAGGACGCAAUCACGUCAUCAAGAGGAAUACUUCGGGCCAUGAAUUCUCGACUUUCCUGGAUUAAGGCAAGAUUGCAGAAGACUGGCAUCCGCGAUGCAGCACAAGUACCCGCUGUGUCCCAAACGGAGCGUGAACAAAGUCAGUGGCUGCCAACUGAGCCCGUUGGGAGACGUGCGCCGGGGGGCGCCUUGCCUUCUAUGCCGAAUACCAUUAUCAGCUUGGUGGGAACACCAUCGCUCUCUUUGUCACCAACACCACCGUCACCAUCAGCUACUUUGGUUCCGACGACGCCAACGAUGCUACCGACGCCAACAACAACGGGGAUAUCAACGGUUUUACCGAGCACCAUGGAACCUCUACCAUCACCUUCCACCGCGACAACAUCUGCGAUGCCAACUCCGAUGAUGCCAUCGCCAUCAACGUCAACCUCCACAUCAUCAGCUACGCCACACACAUAUAUGCCGUCACCAUCACCUUCGGCAUCGACCAUGACGCCUCCGUGGACGGCAACUGCAACAUCGAGCUGCUCCCAUACCAAGACUCAUUCUCAUUGGACCGGGACGAUGACUGCGCCAAACCCGCCUCCACCGACAUACAUGCCAUCCACCCAGUACCCUCCAGGGUGCUACACUGGCCCUCCGACCGUUAUGUGCACAUGUGUGUGCUCAUGUCCGACAGCAGCACCACCCUCGAUGCCGUCAACGAUGUCACCGACAUUCACCGCAUCCGCGUUACCCUCUGUUUCUCAAUCCUCAGCUACAGGUUCUAUUACAACAACAACAGCAUCAGCUUCCCCAUCAACGACCCUGUCUGGACCCGUGAGUAGAACACCAUUCCCGUCAAUCAUCGUGACAUUCAUGUUCCGUUGA